Leptonychotes weddellii (Weddell seal) is the source of this 1707-nucleotide messenger RNA. The record is from RefSeq and is a predicted model, not a curated record. NCBI's taxonomy places the organism in Eukaryota, Metazoa, Chordata, Mammalia, Carnivora, Phocidae.
GGCACGGGGGGCCGAACCCGGAAGUUCUGGGCCGAAUUCCUGGUUGCCAACAAGUCCCGUCCAGAGUGGAUGGAAACCGGCGACAUGGCGGCGUCCGGCCCAGCGCUAUGCCUCUUCGACGUGGACGGGACCCUGACGGCCCCGCGACAGAAAAUUACCAAAGAAAUGGAUGGCUUUCUACAAAACUUGAGGCAGAAGAUCAAAAUUGGAGUAGUAGGCGGGUCGGACUUUGAGAAAGUGCAGGAGCAGCUGGGAAAGGAUGUGGUUGAAAAAUAUGAUUAUGUGUUUCCUGAAAAUGGCCUGGUUGCAUACAAAGAUGGGAAACUCUUGUGUAAACAGAGUAUUCAAGGUCACCUGGGUGAGGCCCUAAUCCAAGAUUUAAUCAACUACUGUCUGAGCUACAUUGCAAAAAUUAAACUCCCGAAGAAGAGGGGUACUUUCAUUGAGUUCCGAAAUGGGAUGUUGAACGUGUCCCCGAUUGGGAGAAGCUGCAGCCAAGAAGAACGCAUUGAGUUUCACGAACUCGAUAAAAAAGAAAAUAUCAGACAGAAGUUCGUAGCAGAACUGCAGAAAGAGUUUGUGGGAAAAGGCGUCACGUUCUCCAUAGGAGGCCAGAUCAGCAUUGAUGUCUUUCCUGAGGGCUGGGACAAGAGGUAUUGCCUGAGACAUGUGGAAAAUGACGGCUAUAAGACCAUCUAUUUCUUCGGGGACAAAACCAUGCCAGUAAGUACGGGAGCAUUAUUUUGGAGUUGGACUGUUCGGUUUGGGCUGGAAAAGGGGACAUGGACACAUGGGCCUUUUCCCCUCCCUCACGCGGUACGCACUGGCCCAGCUCACACUGAGUGGGGGCUUCUGCAAUUCAGCCUCCCUCCCUUUGCACUCCCACACCGGACGCCUCGGUGGAGGCAGAAAUGGAGCUCUUUGGAGGCUCACUUCGCGGCCUUCCAGAACAUCUGCCCCAGUGCUGUCCGAUCCUUUGUGCACUUCCAAGCUCUUGGCCAGUUUUAUGUCAUUUUUCCACUGUGUUUUUCCCCCAGGGGCAUUCAUUAUGAGUUGGGCAUGAGGCAUCCUAAAUGGUAGGAAGACAGGAAAUCUCACGAGUCUGAAAUUCAAGAGACUGUGCCAGGGACUGUUUAGCAGUGGACAUCACACACAGACGGUUUGGGGAGCUGUUCCUGUCGGAAGUCCCAGGUCCCGGACUGAUUCUAAAUCAGGGCUGAGAGCAGAGCUGUGUCAGGCCAGCACCAUUAGGAGGACUACAGAGAGGGAUUUCCCCAGAGCCACUGUGGCAGCAGGAUGGGGCUCUCCUUGGGAGAGGUGGGCCCCGAGAGGAGGUUCGGCACCAGCCACUCGCUGCCCAGCCCUGGGCCUGUCUCCGGGCUCCUUUAAAUUCCUGCUUCCCUUUACACACUGCCCAGUAACGGGAUACCUUGCCAUCAGAGGUCCUUGUUUGGGCUUUGUGGCCAUCCUGCACCCAGCAGGUGUGUCCUGGAUGCUGCACAUUCAGAGUUUUCUUAUCCCUCUGGUCUCUGGUCCACUGCAGAGUACUUGCCGCUCUGCUGAGGUUUCUGGGGUGGACCUACCUGCCUUUCAGCGAGGUCUCUACAUAUGGUCUUCUAGCAUGAAAGGGACUUCUGAUCAGUAAAGGCUCGUGUCCAUCUCUCUAAAUGAUGAAACCAGGACUUGGGCGCCUGGGUGGCUCAGUCA